AUGGAACCAGCAUCGGGAUUUCUCAACGAUACCUUAUCCGUCUUGCCCAUCGUCGGUAUAGGAGGGGCUGGAAAGACUACUCUUGCUCAGUAUGCCCAUAAAGACAGCAGAGUUCAGGAUCAUUUUCACCUCAAGAUUUGGAUCUGUGUGUCUGACAAUUUCACUAUGCAGGGACUCGCUAAAUCUAUAAUAGAGUCAGUAACUCUACAAAAACAAGAUGAUAACAUGAGGUUAGAACCUCUUCAAAAAAUACUCCAUCAGCAUAUUGCAAAAAAGAAGUUUCUGCUUGUUCUGGACGACGUGUGGAGCAAUAAUAAGAGUAUCUGGGAGAAAUUCUGUGCACUACUCAAAGUUGGAGCUCAUGGUAGCAAAAUCAUUGUUACAACUCGAGAUUUGAAAGUUUCUAAAAUGGUUAGCCUGGCAGAACCAAUCUCGCUUCAUGGUUUAGACGAAGAUGUCUUUUGGCAAUUGUUCAAGAAAUGUUCAUUUGGUGCACUCAACCUUGAAGGCUAUCCGGAGCUAGAAGACAUUGGUAGAAAGAAGGCUCUCAAGUUGAAGGGCUCACCAUUAGCCGCAAAGACACUUGGCAGUGUUCUGCAAUCAAAUUUGUGCAAGCAACAUUGGGCAACCAUAAUGGAGAGCGACAUAUGGAAAGUAAAACAAGAUGAAAAUGACAUUAUGCCAGCCCUGCAUUUAAGUUAUCAAUAUCUUAAUGAAAAUCUGAAGCAGUGUUUUACUUUUUGCUCGUUGUUUCCUAAAGACUACAGAUUCUAUGAAGAUAAGUUGAUUCGAAUGUGGAUGGCCGAAGGCUUCAUUAAUGAAGAUAAAAGCACAAAGAGGAUGGAAGAUGUUGGAAGCGACUAUGUUCUUGAGUUUCUUACCAGGUCUUUCUUUCAGGAAUUUGAAUAUGAUGGAUUUGUGAUGCAUGAUCUUAUACAUGAUUUAUCUGAGAGGAUUUCUGAGUUAUCUGAACAUAUUGGAAAAUUGAUUCAUCUCCGUUACCUUGAUUUAUCAUACAAUUCUGAAAUUAAAAUUUUGCCUGAAUCUUUAUGCGACCUUUAUAAUUUGCAAACACUGAAGGCAGUAGGUUGUUCUGAACUAGAGUCUACACCACAACAAUUGAGUAAGUUGGUCAAUUUAAGACACAUUUUUGCAGAUGAAAAAUUUUGGGUGAUGAUAAAGGAUAUACGGAGACUAACUAAUCUUCAAGAAUUGCCAACAUUUAGGGUUCAAGAGGAGGAUGGACUCAAGCUUGUACAACUAAAGAAUUUAACACAGCUUCGUGGAACACUUCAUAUUCAAAAUCUUGAGAAUGGGGUCGAUAGCAAAGAAGCACAGACUGCACAGUAUGCUGAGUUAAAGAAGAAAGUCCACGUACAAGAAUUGGUGUUGACAUGGAAUGAUGAGAAGGAUGCCAAGUUGGAAGAGGAAGUAAUUGAAGGUCUGCAGCCACACGAUUUACUUAAAAUAUUGAAAAUUGAAGGGUACAAUGGAGGUAGGUCGCCUAGUUGGUUGAUGCCAAAAGUUCUAUCCAAUUUGGAAAAACUUGAAUUAGUAAAUUGCAAGGGAUGGGAUGACGUUCUGCCAUUUAUUGGUCAACGUUUGUAUCUAAUUGAACUUAUCAUGUACAGCAUGCCUGCUUUGAAACAACUGAGUCAUGAAUUUAAAGGCAAGUGUUUUCCAAAGUUGGAAAUGCUUGAUUUAUACGAGUUGCCGGCAUUGGAGGAGUGGUCUUGGACUGAGGGCAAAGAUCUAUUUCCCCGCAUGCGUCAACUUCGUGUUUGGAAAUGUCCCAAACUAAACAGAUUGCCUCCCUUCCCUCAUUCCCUAGAAAUAUUGACAAUAUAUGACUGCUCCAAGCUCAUAUUAAAUAGCAAAACGGAAGAUGGCGAGGAAUGUGGCUGCUAUCUACCGCCCUCACUCAAGGUAUUAGAAUUGGACAACUGUGGCGAAUAUUCAAAACUUUUGCCUGGCUGCUUGCAUAGCCUUCGUUUAGUUACUCGAUUGGCAAUAAGAUAUUGUCCACACAUAACGUCUAUUCCUCCGGUUCAAUUGGUAGAACUGCAAUAUUUGUACAUCUCUAACUGUGAUGAGUUGAGACGGAUGGACUGCUUAGCACUCCUUAAAUCCCUCAAGGAAUUGAAGAUUGUAGGAUGUCCUAAGCUGGUUCAGUUGGAUGUAGAAGAUGAGCAAGCAGGGAGCUUGUCAUCUUUGUGUAAAUUAUGCGUGGACAACACUGCUCUGCUUAAAAUAUUUCCUCUGAGAAACUCAUUGUCAUUCAUCACAGAACUUAGAAUUGAAUCAUGUUCUGAGGAGGUGAUAUUUGAGGAGGCGAUAUUGAUGCAAAGCCUCACUGCUGUUACAUCUCUAACAUUCUGUAAUUGCGACAAACUACAGUCUCUGCCGACAGAGCUGGUGCGAAGCCUCACUGCUGUUACAUCUCUAAACUUCAUUGAUUGCAAGAAACUACAAUCUCUGCCGACAGAGCUGCUGCAAAGCCUUCCCUUGCUAAAGCAAUUAAACAUAUAUUGGUGUCCCCAGUUCCAAUCAUUGCCAGAGGAAGAACUUCCUCCCCUUCUCAACCACCAGAAUGCAGUUGUGUUCCUGCCGUCGCUGCUGUACUCCAAUGCUAUUGUCGCAGCACCCCGCAACAUCUUGCUUUUGUAG
This is a messenger RNA of Zingiber officinale, 2667 nucleotides long. Its product is annotated as disease resistance protein RGA2-like. Gene Ontology annotation, molecular function: ADP binding. Bases 1 to 2667 code for a protein of 888 amino acids. The transcript has 3 exons. The record is from RefSeq and is a predicted model, not a curated record. Gene Ontology annotation, biological process: defense response to other organism. NCBI's taxonomy places the organism in Eukaryota, Viridiplantae, Streptophyta, Magnoliopsida, Zingiberales, Zingiberaceae.